Molecule: messenger RNA, 1810 nt
Organism: Tupaia belangeri chinensis (Chinese tree shrew)
Lineage: Eukaryota; Metazoa; Chordata; Mammalia; Scandentia; Tupaiidae
Gene: MMP21
Product: matrix metallopeptidase 21
Exons: 7
Coding region: 1-1713 (570 amino acids)
Biological process (GO): collagen catabolic process; proteolysis; extracellular matrix organization
Cellular component (GO): extracellular matrix
Molecular function (GO): zinc ion binding; metalloendopeptidase activity
Source: RefSeq, a predicted model, not a curated record
AUGCUUGCUGCCUCCAUCUUCCGUCCGACUCUGAUGCUUUGCUGGCUUGCUGUCCCCAAGCCUGCCCUGCCUGAGACACUCUUCCACAGCCGAGACCACUCGGACCUGGACCCGUCCCCUCUGCGCCGGGCCAAGCCCAUCACUGACCUCCAUGCUGCUCAGCGGUUCUUGUCCCAAUACGGCUGGUUGGGAGUGCCAGCAGCCUGGGGGCCCAGCCCUGAGAGGUCACCAGAGGCCCCUGUGGGCACCACCCUAGCCGAGGCCGUGCGAAGGUUCCAGCAGGUGAACGCGCUGCCAGCCAGUGGGGAGCUGGAUGCAGCCACACUGGCAGCCAUGAACAGGCCACGCUGCGGUGUCCCUGACACACAGCUUUCGCACCAGGCUGCCCCAACCACCCUACCAUCCAUCCUGGGCCUACUCCCUAGGGCUCGCCCGAAGCGCUUCCUGCAAAUGCUGCUGCCCAGGCCCAGCCAGCAGCAGGAGGACUCCCUGGACAGUGGGGCCACCAGGGUCUUCCCUAAAAAGACCCUGACCUGGAGGCUGGUGGGCGAGGCCUACAGUAGCCAGCUUUCUGUGGACGAGCAGAGGUACAUUUUCCGACUGGCCUUCCGGAUGUGGAGUGAGGUGACACCACUGGACUUUCGUGAGGAUCUCACUGCUCCUGGGACUAUGGUCGACAUAAAACUGGGCUUUGGGAGAGGCCGGCACCUCGGCUGUCCUCGGGUUUUUGACGGGAGUGGGCAGGAGUUUGCCCAUGCCUGGCGCCUGGGUGAUAUUCACUUUGACGAUGACGAACACUUCACACCGCCCACCAGUGCCAUGGGCAUCAGCCUCCUCAAAGUGGCUGUUCAUGAAAUUGGCCAUGUCCUCGGCCUACCUCACACCUACAGGGCAGGAUCCAUAAUGCAACCAAAUUAUCUUCCCCAGGAGCCUGCAUUUGAGUUGGACUGGUCAGACAGAAAAGCGAUUCAAAAGCUAUAUGGUUCAUGUAAAGGAUCAUUUGAUACUGCAUUUGACUGGAUUCGCAAAGAGAGAAACCAAUAUGGAGAAGUGAUGGUGAGAUUUAGCACAUACUUCUUUCGCAACAGCUGGUACUGGCUUUAUGAAAAUCGAAACAACAGGACACGCUACGGGGACCCUAUCCAAAUCCUCAUUGGCUGGCGUGGAAUCCCAACGCAAAAUAUAGAUGCUUUUGUCCACAUCUGGACAUGGAGAAGAGAUGAACGUUAUUUUUUUAAAGGAAAUCAAUACUGGAGAUAUGACAGUGACAAGGAUCAGGCUCACACAGAAGAUGAACAAGGAAAAAGCUACCCCAAAUUGAUUUCAGAAGGAUUCCCUGGCAUUCCAAGUCCUCUGGACACUGCUUUUUAUGAUCGGAGACUGCAGUUAAUUUACUUCUUCAAGGAGUCCUUUGUAUUUGCAUUUGACAUCAACAGGAAUCAAGUACUCGACUCUUAUCCAAUGAAGAUUACUGAAGCUUUUCCAGCAAUAACACCACAAAACCAUCCGUUUAGAAAUAUAGAUUCAGCUUACUAUUCCUAUGCACAUAACUCUGUUUUCUUUUUUAAAGGCAAUGCCUACUGGAAAGUAGUUAAUGACAAAGACAAACAACAGAAUUUCUGGCUUCCUUCUAAUGGCUUAUUUCCCAAAAAGUCUAUUUCAGAGAAGUGGUUUGACAUUUGUGAUGUCCAUACCUCCACACUUAACAUGUAAUGAGGAAAAAAAGCAGGAAAAUGGAGACAGUCAUUAUGAUUUCUCUUGUAAGAAAAAUUCUGGUUUCUUUUAUAAAGAAAACAAACCAGAUUCUUAG